Lontra canadensis (Northern American river otter) is the source of this 922-nucleotide messenger RNA. RefSeq names its product transmembrane p24 trafficking protein 5 (gene TMED5). NCBI's taxonomy places the organism in Eukaryota, Metazoa, Chordata, Mammalia, Carnivora, Mustelidae. The transcript has 4 exons. The record is from RefSeq and is a predicted model, not a curated record. Gene Ontology annotation, cellular component: endoplasmic reticulum; Golgi apparatus; COPII-coated ER to Golgi transport vesicle. Gene Ontology annotation, biological process: endoplasmic reticulum to Golgi vesicle-mediated transport; intracellular protein transport; Golgi organization. The coding region runs from base 195 to 884 and encodes 229 amino acids.
UCGGUCCCUACCCUUCGGAGGCCGGCGUUUCCCGCUCUGAGGGAUCUUGUGCCGCCGCCGCGGCAGCCACCUGGGGUUUCUUCCGGCGCGGGGUUUCCCUGCCAGCCCAAGGAGUCCAGGGAGGAAAAGCGGAGCCUAGGUGCCAAUAACCCAUACCUCCUGCGUCUCUUCCGCCCGAGAUCGCCCCGGCAGGGAUGGGCGACAAGAUCUGGCUACCCUGCCCGGUGCUCCUCCUGGCCACUCUCUUCUCAGUGCGGCUGCCGGGGGCGGCCGGCUUCACGCCUUCCUUAGACAGCGACUUCACGUUUACCCUUCCGGCCGGCCAGAAGGAGUGUUUCUACCAGCCCAUGCCCCUGAAGGCCUCGCUGGAGAUUGAGUACCAAGUUUUAGAUGGAGCAGGAUUAGAUAUUGAUUUCCAUCUUGCCUCUCCAGAAGGAAGAACCUUAGUUUUCGAACAAAGAAAAUCAGAUGGAGUUCACACGGUAGAGACUGAAGAUGGUGACUACAUGUUCUGCUUUGAUAAUACAUUCAGCACCAUUUCUGAGAAGGUGAUUUUCUUUGAAUUAAUCCUGGAUAAUAUGGGAGAACAGGAGCAAGAACAAGAGGACUGGAAGAAAUAUAUUACUGGUACAGACAUGUUGGACAUGAAACUGGAAGACAUCCUGGAAUCCAUCAACAGUAUCAAGGCCAGACUAAGCAAAAGUGGUCAUAUCCAGACUCUGCUUAGAGCAUUUGAAGCUCGUGAUCGAAACAUACAAGAAAGCAACUUUGAUAGAGUCAAUUUCUGGUCUAUGGUUAACUUAGUGGUAAUGGUGGUAGUGUCAGCCAUUCAAGUUUACAUGCUAAAGAGUCUAUUUGAAGAUAAGAGGAAAAGUAGAACUUAAAACUUUAGAGUACUUAAUACUGAAAAAAAAAAAAAAAA